Prunus armeniaca (apricot) is the source of this 189-nucleotide messenger RNA. NCBI's taxonomy places the organism in Eukaryota, Viridiplantae, Streptophyta, Magnoliopsida, Rosales, Rosaceae. The record is from the annotation of a GenBank genome assembly.
AUGGGAGAUUGCAGGCCAUUGGGUUUCUUGCUGGGUUUGCCUUUCGCUUUGGUUGCAUUGGUCUUAUCUGUUGUUGGUGCUGUCAUCUGGGUUCUUGGGUCGGUUUUGAGUUGCUUGUGUCCAUGCUGCUGUUGUGUUGGUGGGCUAGCGAAUUUGGCGGUCACUCUUAUCAAGCUUCCUGUAAAAUAA